Molecule: messenger RNA, 1125 nt
Organism: Gymnogyps californianus (California condor)
Lineage: Eukaryota; Metazoa; Chordata; Aves; Accipitriformes; Cathartidae
Product: butyrophilin subfamily 2 member A1-like
Exons: 11
Coding region: 1-1125 (374 amino acids)
Molecular function (GO): protein binding
Source: RefSeq, a predicted model, not a curated record
AUGGGGCUCUCGGUCCAGCUGAGAGCAGUCGUCUUCAUCUUGGUGUUAAUAUCUGCACACCAUCCCACUGCAGGUGGUGGCCAUGAUCCGUUGCUUGUCUUGGAUGGUUAUGAGGAUGAUGGUAUUCGACUCAAAUGUUUCUCUGAGAGGUUGUUUGCUGAAGUCCAGGUGUUGUGGACAGAUGGUAGAGGAGACAAUGUCACGGGGACUCCUCUCACCACCAGCGCCACCACUGCUAAUGCCAGCAGCUUCCUCAUUCUAAAACCAGGAUCUGGAAACUCUGUGUCCUGCAAAAUAAUUGAUAAACUGCUGAAAACAUCAACAGAAUCUUCAGUUGUCAUUGCGGAUGUCUUCUUUCCUGCCACCUCCUCUUGGCUGGCAGCUUUUGUCGUGAUCCUGCUCUUGAGCAUAUUCCUGGUUAUCGCUGCAAUUUGUAAACUCAGAAAGAACAAUAAGACAACUACUCGUGAAAAAAAUGCACAAAAGGAAAUUCAAAAAGAGAUAGGUGAACUCAAGGAUGAAAUGGCUGAAGAACAGGACAACUUUCAGAAGGAAAAUCAGGAUAUGUUGAUCAAAAUUGAAAAAGUCCGGAAGGAACUGGAGUUCAGGAGAGCUCAUAGCAAUGCAGUUAAUAUCACUCUGGAUGAGAACUGCAAACAUCCCAGCCUCACCAUUAAGGAGAAAAACAGAGUCAUGUCCUCCACCCAGAAAGAGAUCCUGCCCAAAGCGGUGGUAGUAGCUACUGAAGGGUUUUCAGAAAAAAAACAUUACUGGGAAGUGGAGGUGGGGGACAAAUCAGAGUGGGAGCUGGGUGUGGUGUGUGAGGAAAUUAGAAAUACACUGAGGAGCAACACGAUGAAUACUUUCCCAAAGGGGAAUUUACUCAGUCUGCAGUUUUCUCAGGGAGAAUACAGCUUAACUGGUGGGAAGGGUGUAAAAAAUUGCAAGCCCUGCAGUGUGGUAGGUGUUCUCCUGGAUCAGGAACUUGGUAUGCUUUCAUUCUUUGAUGCUGAAGAAAAGUGCCUUCUGGAGUCUCUCUCUUUUGAGUUUUCUGGGAAUCUGUACCCAUUCUUCAGUCCAGGCUCUGAUGGCAAAUGGUUGGGAGUACGCCCUGUAUACAUUUAA